Molecule: messenger RNA, 747 nt
Organism: Lactuca virosa
Lineage: Eukaryota; Viridiplantae; Streptophyta; Magnoliopsida; Asterales; Asteraceae
Source: the annotation of a GenBank genome assembly
AUGACUGAGAAUGAGCUUGAAGAUCUUCUUCAAAGUAUUUCAAUCCCUGAAGAGGAUGUGACUGUCACACCUUCUGCUGUGACUGAAAGAGAUCGUGACUCAAUUGUGCAAGUUUAUUCACCUACCCCUGAACAGAUGGAUGCUCUUAUUGUUGAACUUCAGCGAACUGCGAGGAAGCCUCCCCAAGCAGAUCCUGUUACAACUGAACCUUCAUCUAAUUGUGAUCAAGAUGAUUCAACUCAUGUUCUACUCCCGAGAAAAAGGAAAAGAAGAGAUCCAAGACCUGGAGUGCUUAUCACAGACCCUGUUCAAAAUGUUUCUACUCCGAUUGAACCUAGUUCUGUGGCCCAUAAUACUGAAAUCACUUUCACUGAGUCCUCUCCAGUGAUGCAAGAGAUUUCAAGCACGUUACCUGAAUCCACUCCUAUAGAUCAAGAUUUUGAAUGCCAUAUUGUUGAACAAGAAGUUUUGCCUUCAGUUGGGGCUCAAGCUUCUGUAAGCUCCUUUGAAGCCCCAGAGCUAGAUAUUUCAAAAGGCAAAAGCAAGUUACCUGAGUCUGAAUUUGUGGAUGUUGCCCUGCUUCAGAACGGAGUUUUUGAUUUAGAACAAAACUUGGAUGAAAAGGAUUUGAUUAUUGGAAAGCAGGACAUUAGAAUAAGUGAUCUUGAAAAGGAGAACUCCAUUAAAGAUGCGAAGAUUUCAGAACUUCAAGCAAAUCUUGGUGGUCUAACUACCUUAUUUCUUUGA